Molecule: messenger RNA, 3201 nt
Organism: Phascolarctos cinereus (koala)
Lineage: Eukaryota; Metazoa; Chordata; Mammalia; Diprotodontia; Phascolarctidae
Gene: CCKBR
Product: cholecystokinin B receptor
Biological process (GO): neuropeptide signaling pathway
Cellular component (GO): plasma membrane
Molecular function (GO): gastrin receptor activity; neuropeptide receptor activity
Source: RefSeq, a predicted model, not a curated record
CCGAGCGGCCGCGCUGCAGAGAGGGGGGCGGAACCCCAGCUUGGCUUAGCUCUGGAGGAGAGGGGCGGGGCUCCCCAGGCCACCCCAGCCCCAGCAGCACCAGAUCCCGCUGCGGGGGAACGAAGCUGGGAGUCCCCUGGAAAGGGAGAGGGAGAUUUUUAGGGGUUUGGGGGAGCGGAGGCAGAAUUACAUAGGGCAUAGGAGGACACAGGGAGAAACCCGAAGGGAAAGAUUUGCGGGGAGUCAAAGAGAGACCCAGGGGUAGAGAAACGGGAGGAGAGGCACGCGCAAAGGGAGGGACAGAGGGACGGAAGGAGAGAGGGGGAGAAAUCCGCGUGCGAGCGCAAGGUGCCGGCCGGAGACAGAGGGCGGAGCGGACACACACACCAGAGGGGCCAGUUCAGGGGCACAGAAGCGACUGACACGAGAGCAGGUGGAACCGUUGGGAAGCGGCACCCUAGGUGCCGGGUCAGCAGGGGGUCUUGUCCCAGGCCCGCCUCUACCCUUGGGCUAUGGAGCUGCCGGGGCUGAAUCGGAGCGCGCCAGAGCUAGAGUCCCAGUGCGGCCCGGGUCCCCUGUCCCCCAACAGCAGUACUAACAGCAGUGCCAAUAGUAGCUGCGAAUCUCCCCGAGGAGGCUCUGGAGCCAGCAGGACCCCCCGAGAGUUGGAGCUGGCAGUGAGGGUGACCCUGUAUGUCGUCAUUUUCCUGCUGAGCGUGGGAGGAAACAUGCUGAUAAUCACAGUGCUGGGACUAAGCCGUCGCCUGCGCACCGUCACCAAUGCCUUCCUGCUCUCACUGGCUGUCAGCGACCUACUCCUGGCUGUGGCCUGUAUGCCCUUCACCCUCCUGCCCAACCUCAUGGGCACCUUCAUCUUCGGCACUGUGGUCUGCAAGGCUGUUGCCUAUCUCAUGGGAGUGUCUGUGAGCGUGUCCACCCUAAGCCUGGUGGCCAUCGCCCUGGAGCGCUACAGCGCCAUCUGCCGGCCUUUGCAGGCACGUGUGUGGCAGACACGCUCCCACGCCGUGCGUGUCAUCGUGGCCACGUGGCUGCUGUCUGGUCUGCUCAUGCUACCCUAUCCCGUGUACUCUGUUGUGAGGCCAGUGAGCCCCCGCGCACUGCAGUGCACGCACAGCUGGCCUAGCAAUCGAGCGCGCCAGGCAUGGUCUGUGUUGCUCCUGCUGUUCCUGUUCUUUGUACCUGGCGUAGUCAUGGCCGUGGCUUACGGUCUCAUCUCCCGAGAACUCUACUUGGGGAUCCGCUUCGAGAGCCAGAGCCAGAGGCACGGGCAUGGGCAGCAGGGCCAGAACGGCAACCACAGACACAGCGGAUUGCCUGGUGGGCCAAGCCCAGCGCUUUCCAAUGGGCCAAGUGCCCGGGCACCUGCAGGCCAGGAGGGUGAUGGCUGCUAUGUGAAUCUACUCUCAGAACAAUCUGGAAUGGAACUCUCAGCGCUGACCCCCACUGCCUCUAGAAGGGACACCCGAGGCCCCGGACCUGGUGUGAGCUCAUGGCCAGCUCAGGCACAGGCUCAGCUGCAGGCCAAGAAGCGGGUAGUACGGAUGCUGCUGGUGAUCGUGGGGCUGUUUUUCCUGUGCUGGCUGCCCUUGUACAGUGCCAACACAUGGCGUGCCUUUGACAGGGAAGGUGCUCAUCGUGCCCUCUCGGGAGCCCCUAUCUCUUUCAUCCAUUUGCUCAGCUAUGUCUCUGCCUGUGUCAAUCCACUUGUCUACUGCUUCAUGCAUCGGCGUUUCCGUCAGGCCUGCAUGGCCACUUGUGCUAGAUGCCGACCCCACCCACCCCGUGCCCGAGUUGCUCGAGCUGGGCCCCGGCUAGGUGAUGACCAUGAACUUGACCAUCCCACUACCUCUCUGUCUCGUCUCAGCUAUACAACUAUCAGCACACUGGGUCCUGGCUGAGGGCAUCCCAACACAUGCAGUCCAUGUCUUGUUUAGGAAGACAUGGAACCAACCCGGAGAUACACUGCCCCUCCUGCCUUGGGAACAAAGGGUCCUUUCUGCCUUGGGGGGAAAUGGGUAUUCUACCAUAGGGAGCCUGAUUCCCCCCACUCCUACCCAGGGUGGCACGGGCACCAUUCCCCUGAGGACCAUAGGAAAUCCUAAUCUGGCACUGAACCCAAACUGUCGACUGGCACUGGGCACACAGGACUAAUAGUCUUCAUAUAGAUACACUUCUAGAAAUCACAUACCCCAAGACAAGAAAGACUUCCCUGGGCAAGGGGUGACAUCACCUGCCAUGACAUAGUCCUAUUUUGGGAGGUUCUAUGGGUAGCACAGGUGACCCCUAACCUACUGGCAACUCCUCUGGACAAGGACCUCACCUGCCCCCGCACUGAAGUUGACAAUCAGCACUGACCCCUGGGUGCACAGGGCAGACCCAGCACCCAUCCUGGGAAUGUGCCCCCAGUCUGCACUGAGCAUCCUGGCCCUGAAUUUAGGCCCUGUAUCUGUUAGAACACAAGUCACUAACUCCCAGCUUACAUUUACUGCAAAGCCCAAGAAGACACAUAAGACACAUGGAUGUCCAGGAAGCUGUAGGAAUAAAAAUAGCCUCUGUUCCUGCCACUCAUGUCCUUAUGGGAUCAGAAGCUACAGGAAGGCUCAUGCCUAGAGUGUGGGGAGAACUUAGCACCAAACAAAGCCCUUGGUGGAAAGGGGCUCAGGAGGGCAGCAACCUCUGACCCCUCUCCUGCCCCCCAUCUCUAGAAUUCCAAACAGGUCUUCUCCUCACGUACUCUAGUCACCUCCCAUGGUGCAUACUGUUACCUCUUCCUCUGUACACCCCAGUCACUAUAUGCAUCCCUUAUCCACAUGAAAGCGUUCAAGCACUUGAAUACAGUGAGCCUGUGCCCACCUUCCUUCCCUCCAAGCCCUUUACAGGCUAAACAUCCCAGGCCUUCAACACUAAUAUGAGCCGUCUUUGUGUGGUAUUUUAAGGUUGACAAAGUGCAUGUUACCUUUAUUCAUUCCUUCAUUUAGUCCUUGAAUGGUAUGGUCUCUAGUCCUCCUCCUGCCACCCUGAUUGCCCUCUUCUGGACAUUAUCCAGGUUGCCAGUUGUGGCCUGAGAGAGGCAGAGUCCAGCAGUGGGACUGUAAUCUCCCUCGCUUUGGAUUUUUGCCCAUUAAGAAGAUGUUAGCUUUUUUGGCUGUCUCUUAAGAACAUGACUGGCAUUCCUCCUUU